Molecule: messenger RNA, 1993 nt
Organism: Nymphaea colorata (pocket water lily)
Lineage: Eukaryota; Viridiplantae; Streptophyta; Magnoliopsida; Nymphaeales; Nymphaeaceae
Product: MLO-like protein 1
Exons: 14
Coding region: 182-1708 (508 amino acids)
Biological process (GO): defense response
Cellular component (GO): membrane
Source: RefSeq, a predicted model, not a curated record
CGCUGGCGGGAUUCAGUUCAAUCCAACGCGGACUUCUGACAUGGACUUGAGUCUAAAGAACUCUUGGAUGGACGGACCUUCGGCUUGAAUCCCUUGCUUGUCCUCCUCUUUUCUCGUUCAGGCGCUGUUCGGCCACCUGACAGAGAGAGAGAGAGAGAGAGAGAGAGAGAGAGAGAGGGGUAUGGCAUCGACUGGGGCAGAUGAAGGAUCGUUGGAGUACACUCCCACGUGGAUCGUAGCAGUAGUUUGCUCAGUCAUCGUUUUCAUCUCCCUCACCUUAGAGCGCAUUCUCCACUACCUUGGGAAGCAUUUGAAGAAAACGAAUCAGAAGGCUCUCUUUGAAGCACUACUAAAAGUCAAAGAAGAGUUGAUGCUUUUGGGGUUCAUUUCUCUGUUGCUGACUGUUUUUCAAGGGCCAAUCAGUCACAUCUGCAUCCCGAGAAACAUUGUUACUCACAUGCUUCCCUGUGAGAAGGAAUCUGCCUCUACAGAAACGAGCCACUUUCAAGUUUUCAGUUUCUCUAAUUUACUUGGCAGCAAAAGAAGACUUCUUGCAACAUCAGGCAGCUCUGAGCAUUGCACAUUGAAGGGAAAGGUCCAACUGCUAUCUUUGGAAGCAAUACAUCAAUUGCAUAUCUUUAUUUUUGUGCUGGCCAUUGUUCACGUUAUUUUCAGUGUCCUCACCAUGCUGUUGGGAGGUGCUAAGAUACGUCAAUGGAAGCAUUGGGAAGACUCAAUUGCAAAUGAUAAGUACAACAUGGAAGAGGUUUUAGGGAAAAAGGUAACCCAUGUUCAACAACAUUCUUUCAUCAGGGAACAUUCUCUUGGCUUCGCAAGAAAUUCAUCCAUUCUACGUUGGUUGUUUUCUUUUUUUAAACAAUUCUACGCAUCUGUGACUAAAUCAGAUUACAUCACCUUACGUCUUGGUUUCAUUAUGACCCACUGCAAAGGGAAUCCAAAAUUUAACUUUUACAAGUACAUGAUGCGGGCUCUUGAAGCUGAUUUUAAGAAAGUUGUUGGUAUAAGCUGGUAUCUCUGGGUUUUUGUUAUGAUCUUCCUGUUGCUUAAUGUUGGUGGAUGGCACACAUACUUCUGGAUUGCAUUUAUUCCACUAAUUCUUCUUCUUGCUGUUGGUGCGAAACUGGAACAUGUCAUUACUAAAUUGGCACAUGAUGUUGCUGAUAAACACACUGCCAUAGAAGGAGAUUUGGUGGUUCAGCCCUCGGACAAUUACUUUUGGUUUCGUAGCCCUCGUCUUGUCCUCUACUUGAUCCACUUCAUCCUCUUUCAGAAUGCCUUUGAGAUCGCUUUUUUUUUCUGGAUUCUGACAACAUACGGCUUUGACUCCUGCAUAAUGGGACAAAUUGGUUUCAUUAUUCCAAGGCUUAUAAUUGGGGUCAUUAUUCAAGGCCUUUGCAGCUACAGCACUCUGCCACUUUAUGCAAUUGUCACACAGAUGGGGAGUUCAUUCAAGAAGGCAAUAUUUGAUGAGCAUGUGCAUGAGAGCCUACUUGGUUGGGCUCAAAAGGUGAAGAAAAGAAAAGGAUUUAAACCAACCAAAGAAGGUGGAGAUGCUUCAAGCCAUACAAACAGGGCAAGUGGAUCCUCGGACGGUAUUGAGAUGCAAAAAGUAGUAACAGAAUCCUUGCUAGAAGCUGGUAAUGCUAAUAUCACCAAAGCUUUAUCUCCUGCACCAAGGGCGUCAUGAAGUUACACAUCUGCAAGCUUUCAAGCAUCAGGGUACACAUUAGGUAGCCUGGCAUAUUUAGUCAUGCUGUAGCUCCUGUGUGGUUAUUUCUGCAAGUGAAGCCAGACAUCCAUGAAAGGUUUUCCCUUAAUGUUGAGUCAGUAAAGAAUGUAAGUUUAUACUUGGUGUGGAUUGUUGUAAAAAGCAACUGUUGCUUUGUCCCCUAACUGCAGGCACUAUUGUACCAAAAACUAGGUAUCUUGUGUAUUUCUAAAUAUAAUUGAGAAAACACCGGUUGAUUUCUUA